Pseudopipra pipra is the source of this 6232-nucleotide messenger RNA. It is a transcript of the gene SP1, whose product is annotated as Sp1 transcription factor. NCBI's taxonomy places the organism in Eukaryota, Metazoa, Chordata, Aves, Passeriformes, Pipridae. The coding region runs from base 134 to 2395 and encodes 753 amino acids. The record is from RefSeq and is a predicted model, not a curated record. Gene Ontology annotation, biological process: regulation of transcription by RNA polymerase II. Gene Ontology annotation, molecular function: DNA-binding transcription factor activity, RNA polymerase II-specific; RNA polymerase II cis-regulatory region sequence-specific DNA binding. The transcript is spliced from 6 exons.
GGGAUGGGGAGGAGGAGGAGGGGGCGGCGGGGAGGGCCUGGAAUCGUGGAGGGGGUCCCGGGGGAUCGGGCGUGGAAGGGGGGGAGAAUGGCGGGGGCAGGGUGUGAGCGCAGACCAGGAGAGCCCCGAGGAGAUGUCGGCGGUGAAGCCCGACAAGGGCGAAGGCGACGCCAGCAGCACCAGCAGCGCCGGCGGCGGUGAGGCCCAGGAGUCGCAGCCCUCCCCGCUGGCCCUGCUGGCAGCCACCUGCAGCCGCAUCGAAUCUCCCAACGAGAACUCCAACAGCUCCCAGGGCCAGCAAGGCGGGAGCGGGGAGCUCGACCUGAACGCGGCCGCCGCCCAGAUCGCCCAGUCGGCCAACGGCUGGCAGAUCAUCUCGGCGGGCUCCAGCACCCCCACGGGCUCCAAGGAGCCGGGCAGCAACGGCAGCAACGGCAGCGGUGACGCCUCCAAGAGCCGCCCGGUGAGCGCGGGGCCGUACGUGGUCACCUCCGCCUCGGGCCUGCAGAACCAGCAGGUGCUCACGGGCCUGCCGGGAGUCAUCCCCAACAUCCAGUACCAGGUGAUCCCCCAGUUCCAGACCAUAGACGGGCAGCAGCUGCAGUUUGCCACCACCCCUGCCCAGGUGAACGUGCAGCAGGAUGCCUCCGGGCAGCUCCAGAUCAUCCCCGGCUCCAACCAGCAGAUCAUCACGAGCCGCGCGGGGAGCAGCAACCUCAUCGCCAUGCCCAACCUGCUGCAGCAGGCAGUGCCCAUCCAGGGCGUGGGCCUGGCCAACAACAGCCUCUCUGGGCAGACCCAGUACGUGGCCAACGUGCCCGUGGCCCUGAACGGUAACAUCACCUUGCUGCCGGUCAACAGCGUGGCCGCCAGCCUGGCGCCCACGUCCCAGACGGGCACCCUGAGCAGCUCGGGCUCCCCGGACAGCAGCUCCCAGCCGGCCACCUCGGGUGCCACCAGCAGCUCUGCCAGCACGGCCUCGUCCCAGGCCAGCUCGGGCGCCUUCUUCACCAACGCCAACAGCUACUCCACCACCACCACCACCAGUAACGUGGGGGUCAUGAAUUUCUCCACCAGCGCCACGGUGGGAACCAAUUCGCAGGCACAGACGCCCCAGAGGGCCAGCAGUGUCCCGAGCUCGGACUCCCUGCAGAGCCCCGUGUCCGGGGUGGCUCUGCAGCCAGGGCAGCAGAAGGAGGGGGAUCAGAGCCAGCAGUCACAGCAGCAGCAGCAGCAGAUCCUGAUCCAGCCCCAGCUGGUCCAAGGAGGGCAGACAAUCCAGGCCCUCCAGACCGCCCCGCUCUCCGGCCAGACCUUUGCCACUCAAGCCAUCUCCCAGGACGCCCUGCAGAACCUGCAGCUCCAAGCUGUCCCCAACUCCGGCCCCAUCAUCAUCCGCACGCCCACGGUGGGUCCCAACGGGCAGGUGAGCUGGCAGACCAUCCAGCUCCAGAACCUGCAGGUGCAGAACCCCCAGGCCCAGACAAUCACCUUGGCCCCCAUGCAGGGAGUGUCGCUGGGGCAGACGGGCAGCACCAGCACCACGCUGACCCCCAUCGCCUCCCUCCCCAGCGGCACCGUCACCGUCAACGCUGCCCAGCUCUCCUCCGUGCCGGGCCUCCAGACUAUUAACCUCAGUGCCUUGGGAGCAUCCGGGAUCCAGGUGCACCAGCUGCAGGGGCUGCCCCUGGCCAUCGCCAACGCCCCUGGUGACCACGGAGCUCAGCUGGGUCUGCACGGUGCCAGUGGGGACGGGCUGGGGGACGAGAGCGCGGCGGUGGAGGAGGGAGAGACCAGCCCCGACCCCCAGCCCCAGCAGGGACGGAAACCACGGAGGGAAGCCUGUACCUGUCCCUACUGCAAAGAAGGAGAGGGCAGGAGCUCUGGGGAUCCAGGUAAAAAGAAGCAGCACAUCUGCCACAUCCCGGGCUGCGGGAAGGUGUACGGGAAGACCUCUCACCUGCGGGCUCACCUGCGGUGGCACACGGGCGAGAGGCCCUUCAUCUGCACGUGGGUGCUGUGCGGGAAGCGCUUCACCCGCUCCGACGAGCUGCAGCGGCACAAGCGCACGCACACAGGGGAGAAGAAAUUCGCCUGCCCGGAGUGCCCCAAACGCUUCAUGCGCAGCGACCACCUCUCCAAGCACAUCAAGACCCACCAGAACAAGAAGGGAGGUGCCACCAACGUGGCCAUGAACGUCUCGGCCGUCCCCAUGGACACGGCGGCCUCGGCCGAGGGCAACGGCGGGGCCACGCCCUCGGCCCUCAUCGCCACCAACAUGGUGGCCAUGGAGGCCAUUUGCCCCGAGGGCAUCGCCCGCCUGGCCAGCAGCGGCAUCAACGUCAUGCAGGUGGCCGACCUUCAGUCCAUCAACAUCAGCGGCAACGGCUUCUGAGCCCGGAGCCGCCGGAGCCGCCGGAGCCGCCGGAGCGCGGCGUCACGGCGAGGGGCCCUCGGCGCCUCCAGCACUAACCCCCCGACCAGGAUCGCUGCCACCUCCGGGGCCGCCGACCACAUUCGAAGGCCAGAGCUAUAUAUAUAUAUUUUUUAAUUUCGGCUUGACCUUAUUAUUAUUAUUUUUUUUUUUUUUGGCCCUUCCCCUUUCCUUUCCCCCUUUCCUCCCUCCCCGCCCCGCCCGAGGUUCCGUCGCCCUCGCAGCCGCCGUCGGCGCCUUCAUGCCUUGGUAAAAAAAAAAAAGAAAAAAAAGAGAGAAAAGCAGAAAAAAAAAAAAAUUCCGUGAUCCUUUUAGCAAAAAAAAAAAAAAAAAAGGCAAAACCAAAACAAAAAGAAAAAACCUGACAGAGAUACCGACAAAAUGACGACACACACACACGAAAAGAGAAAAAAAAAAAAACAAAAGCAAAAAAAAAAAAAAAAAAGAGAAAAGAUUCUAUAUUAUUAUUAUAUAUAUAAAAAUAUGAAAUGUGUUUGUUUGAGAGAGGAGAGAGAUGUUGCUGCGACCAUGGCGUGGUCCCUUUGAUGCCUUAUCCUGGAGCAGGUCGUCCCUCUGGGGCGGUUCGGACGGUGCCCGAGCUCUCCUUCCCUUCCUGGAUUCCAUUUUACAUCAUAAUCCCUAAAAAUCCCCUGACCCCCCUCACUCCCCCUCCCCUUCCUCGGGCUGUCGGAUGCUUUGCUUUGAGGUGAUUCUGUAAUUCCUUUCUUUCGGGGGAGAUUCCACUGGAUUUUUCACCCUUGUACUCCCACUGCCCUCCCCUGCCGGCACUGGACCUUGGCGGGUUUUCCUUUGGAUCUUUGUUUUUUUACCAGCCCUUUUCUUGGCAAGGAUCCCUGUCCUGUGGGAGUGGAGCACUGGGAUCCCUGUCCCAUGGGAGUGGAGCACUGGGAUCCCUGUCCUGUGGGAAUGGAGCACUGGGAUCCCUGUCCCGUGGGAGUGGAGCACUGGGAUCCCUGUCCCGUGGGAUCAGAGCACUGGGAUCCCUCUCCUGUGGGAGUGGAGCACUGGGAUCCCUGUCCCGUGGGAGUGGAGCACUGGGAUCCCUGUCCUGUGGGAAUGGAGCACUGGGAUCCCUGUCCUGUGGGAUCAGAGCACGUGGAGUCGCUCCGACAGGGGGUCGUGGGCAGAGGGGCUGAGACCUGGCCAGGACCCUCUCUGGGGGCAGUUGGAGCCUCCUCAGGGGAAAUGUUGAUUUUUUUUUAACAGCCAACAUUGGUCUUAAGAAUAAUAAUAAUAAUUAGGAAAAAGGAGCAUCUGCAGAGCUCAUCCAGCCCGGAGCGAGGGGGAAGCACCGGGAUGGCACUCGAGGGUUUUGUUGUGGCACUGCUUGGAGGUGGCUCCUAAAAAAGAAAAGGGGUGUUUGGAAAUGGGGUACAGUUCAGGAAAAACCUUUUUGGUGUUCCAAUAUCCGGCUCUUCCCGCCAUGGGAGGGCCAGGACGGCUCAGUCCUUUCCGUUCUUCCUCCCACACCCUCCUCUUCCUGCCCCGGAUGAUAUCCGUGCUCCCUGCAUUGGGAACAGGCCAGGGGGGGUUGAUUCCAUCCCAAAACAGGGUGGGAUAUGGGAUGUGGAUCCCAACCUCCCCCCCUCUCCCCUCCCUGGAGGCUGCAGGGAGAAAUCUUGGAUUGUUUCCAAGCAGCAGUUUUGGGGUGAGCUGAGCAAGGAUUUCAGUCUGAGCUGGAGGGGGGAGCAGAGAGUGGGAUGGGGGUCCCAGGAAUGACCCUGGGAUGUGGAACUAUCCUGGCUCUGGGGAUGAGGAGGGCACUGAGCUCGGGGGGAGGGUCCCAGAGUGCUGGACGGGCCUGGGGCCAUCCCUGUUUGCGGUGUUGGGGUCGGUGUGUGACCCUCUUGCUCUUGGGGGUACAGAGGGGAGGACCCCUGUGAUCGCCCCCUGAUCCAUAAAUCCCACCUGCCUGGGAUGUCCUCCCCCCUUCAGGGCUUCUGCUGGGGCAUUUUCUACAAAGAGGUGAUUUUUUUUCCCUGCCUGGGAAUAAUCUCCGUGGGAUGAGGAGAGUGGCCACCCCACCCCUGUGCUCCUGGGACACCCCCUUUCUGGGACACCCCACUCGGGAGAUAUCCCCACUCCAGGGACACCCCACCCCUGGGGACACCCCGCUCCUGGGACACCCCCUUUUCCUGGGAGAUACUCCAGCAGAGCCAGGACCACCAAGUGGGUGCUGGCAGUGGGGGCUGAGUUGCCAAAAUCCCUUUGGAAAACCCUCUGGAGAGGAAUUCAACCAGUGCCCCGUGUCCCCCUCUCGGAGUUUAUCCACACUCAGAGGCUUCCCAGGAGCCAGAGACCCCCAGAUCCCACCCCCCGGGGUCCCCCAACCAGCCGGGGCCGAACUGUGAAGCGGAACUGUUUUUAUUUUGGGGUUUUUUUGUAAAAAGCAAAGGCGGCAGAAGCUCUGCGGGGAGGGGGGCUCAGGGCCCGGCCCACCCCCCUCACCCCCCUCCAUCCCCGCUCUCUCUCUCUCUCUCGAUAUCUAUUUUUGCAUUUGUAUAUUUUUAUAUAGGAAACUUUAAGCAUUUGUAUUUUAAUACCCUGUGAAGCACUAUGAGCUCCCCCCCCCCUCCCCACCCACCCCAGUGCCUGGAAAACCACAAAGGAUUGGGAGAAAACAAGGAGGUUUCUUAAUUUAAUUGUCAAUAGAUGAGUUCUCCUCCCCCCCCCAACCUGUUUACCCCCACCCAGGGGUGAGGGGAAGGUCCUUGCCCCCCACCCCACCCCAAGCCCAGCUCUGCUCCAUCCCAGCCCCCCCCCCAUGCCCAGCAGGGAUCAAGUGCCAAACCCGAUCCCGGACCCUCGGCGGGGGGUCGGGCUCUGCCAGGGGUGUUGGGGUGUCCCCCAGUGAUGUUCCCCGUGCCCCCCCUCGAUGAUGUUCCCCGUGUCCCUCUCACCCCCCAUGAUGUUCCCUCUGUCCUGCCCCCCCCCUUCCCAGGUGAUGUUCCCUGUUGUCCCUGAUGGAUUUUAACUUUCCUAUGGAAACGCCGCUGGGGUGUGGGGAGGGAAUCCCAGGAGACCCCAGGGGGGGCUCUGCUCAGCGCCUGGGCUGCUCCCCUGUGUUUUUGGGGGGGGGAUCAGAGGAUUUUGGGGUGGGGGGAGACACCACCAGCCCUGCUCCCGCUGCCAGGGGGGCAGCUGGGCCUGAUCAUCCCCCUUUGGGCUCUGCAGCACUGGGGUCCCUGCCCUGCUCCCAGCGCCCCCCAAACCUCCCCCAGCACCCCCAAACCCCCCCGGCAGCCCCCCCCGACCCCCCCAGUCAUUCCCGGGGACACACACACACAAACGUGCCUUGAUAAAGGGGUGACAGGUUGGGGACGAGUCCCCCCCGCUCCCCUCCUGCUCCCCCCAAAGGGGUCGGGGGGCUCUUGGGGGUGGGGGCUGUCCCCAAGGCUGCCCCCAUCUCCCAGCUUUAAUCCACUGUCACCCCUUCAUUCCGGGGGGGCCGGGGCCGGUUCUCUAUGCAGUGUGGGGGGGUCCUGGGGGGACUGCCCCCCCCAAACUGGCAAUAAUUCUCUCCCUGUUUGAUCUCGUCCCAUCUCUGUUCUAUUUUAAUUUGGGGGGGAGGGGGAGGGGGAAUUGGUUUUUACGAAUCCGGUGGCUGAUGUCAUAAAACCCCCAAAAGAUUGAUUUUUUGGGGGCGAUUUUUUUGGGUCCCAAAGUGCUAUUUUUUUGUACAAAAGACUUAGAUGAAAAUUGUUAGUUUUGGGGGGCUCCUUUGUAAAUGGGGAACGACGAGUUCUUUUGUAAUAAACACGAGUCGCUGGCGUUGUC